Messenger RNA from Ricinus communis (castor bean), 2555 nucleotides. RefSeq names its product cleavage stimulating factor 64. The transcript is spliced from 10 exons. Gene Ontology annotation, molecular function: mRNA binding. Gene Ontology annotation, cellular component: mRNA cleavage and polyadenylation specificity factor complex. The record is from RefSeq and is a predicted model, not a curated record. Bases 355 to 2022 code for a protein of 555 amino acids. Gene Ontology annotation, biological process: mRNA 3'-end processing. Lineage: Eukaryota; Viridiplantae; Streptophyta; Magnoliopsida; Malpighiales; Euphorbiaceae.
AAUUUUUUUAAAACAUUUCUUCAGAGCCUUCACUUGGUAAAGGGUCGAAACGCCAGAAUUGGAAUGAAUAUAAAAGGAGAGUGAGAAGUGAAAUUUUUUGUGAAUCUCGAUUUUCUAUACUUGGUUCUAAUUGAAACUACAACUGAGACACAAUCUAAAUUACUCUGCUUUUUUCCUUCUUUUUUCUCUUUUAAAGCCUCACUCACACAAAGGAAUCAAGGCAAAAUCUUCUUCUAUUUCUAAUUCGGGAAAAAAUGAAAGCAGAAUUCUCAAUUCGAUAAUAUUAUUAAACGCCGCUUUUCAUUGCUAAUUUGCUAGAUAGAAGAACAAGGGUGAAGCAGUUUGCUAAAUUCCAUGGCUUCAUCUUCUCAGCAACGCUGCGUUUUUGUUGGGAAUAUACCGUACGAUGCUACUGAGGAACAGCUUAUUGAUAUCUGUAGAGAGGUUGGUCCUGUUGUCUCUUUCAGGUUAGUUAUUGAUAGAGAGACAGGGAAACCAAAAGGUUAUGGAUUCUGUGAAUAUAAGGACGAAGAGACAGCAUUAAGCGCUCGUCGUAAUCUCCAGGGUUAUGAGAUCAAUGGCAGGCAAUUACGAGUUGAUUUUGCUGAGAAUGACAAAAAUGCUGACAGAAAUCGUGAGCAGGGUCGUGGGGGACCUGGACUAGCUAAUAUUGACCCUCAGAAACAAAUAGGAGGCCCAGCAAUCCUCGGGGAAUCUGCUCAACAUCAGCCUAUUGGUCUACACAUAGCUAUAACUGCUGCAACUGUCAUGGCAGGAGCUUUAGGUGGUGUUCAGACUGGCAUGCAGUCAAAUCUAAAUGGUUUACAGAGUCAGUCAGCAUUAGCUAGUGACCCCUUAACUCUUCAUUUGGCCAAAAUGUCUAGGAGUCAAUUGAAUGAUAUCAUGUCUGAGCUGAAGGUGAUGGCAACACAGAACAAGGAAUCAGCUCGUCAUCUACUGCUUACGAAACCACAGUUGCCAAAAGCUCUUUUUCAGGCGCAGAUAAUGCUAGGAAUGGUGACCCCACAAGUGUUGCAGAUGCCAAAUAUUCGGCAACCUCCAGGUCAACCUGCAGUCCGUCCCUUAGAAGAUUCUCAGCAGGGCCAGCGGCCAGCAAUCCAAAAUGUUCCAGGAUUACCCCCCUUUUCACAGAGGAUUCAGUCUAGCUUGGUGCCUAAAUUGCAAGAAGGUCAAUUCUCUUCUGUCUCUCAAAAUUCUUUGGUGCAAAACCAAUUUUCUGUACCCCCACAAUUAGUCCAGCCUCGAACACAGAUUCAGCAACACUCUAAUAGCCACAUUCCUCAACAAGCCAUAUUAUCAGGCCAAUCUGGAGUUCCGCCCAUCCCCCAUGUACACCCUUCUGUUAGACCACAAAUUCAGGUGGCCAAUUCCUCGUCUUUGAACCAACAGACACCCCCUUCACUGCUACAACAGCCAGGAAAACAGGUUAGAACUGCAAAUUUUGGACGUGCCUCUCAUAUAGUUCUACCAAAUGUAGCAAUGGAAUCAUCUAUUUUUCCUCGUCCUCUCCAGCCGGAUGCCGCAUUCCAGCCUGGACCCCCAAUAUUAUCAGGCAUUUCGGAUUCGGUUGGCCGUGGUGCUGAUAGAUCUACCCAAGUUCCAGAUGACACAGCUCAGGUCCACAGAAAUAAUGCAUAUUUCAAAAUGCAAACAAACAUGGUUAAUGAUUCUAAAGAACCCAUCAAUCGCCCUUCAAAGAUGCUAAAAUUGGAUGACGGAAGGAGCAUGUCUUUCUCAUCAAGUGCUUUGAAUGUGUCUAAAUCUGGGCCAACCCAAUCACAUGCAAUUAGUUCAGUGCCAGCAAAUUCACUUCCUAAGCCAGAAGAGUUGCAAACUUCUGAAAAACAGGUUUCUCAGCUUCCAGCAGAUGUGGAAUCUGCAUUAUUGCAGCAAGUCUUGAACCUCACCCCAGAUCAGUUGAAUUUAUUGCCACCAGAACAGCGGCAACAAGUCAUUCAGCUUCAACAAGCGCUUCGACAAGAUCAGACACAGCCGUCAUAACAGGGAAACUGAUACACGAACUGUUCUCCAAUAUAACUUAUCGUCUUCUCUGCAGGGUCCUUCAGAGUUGGAAGGAAAAUGCCUGCUAUCGAUUCAUCUAAUUAUAAAUGCGUGUAAAAUGAUUGUUCACGUAAGGUCCAGUUUGGGAUGUGAAAUGCACAAGCAUUAUACCAUCCAUUGUAACAUUGAUUAGCUUGUUAUUAGCAUAUGUGACAGAAUCAGUCCGAAAAGGAGGGAAACAGAAAAAAAAGAAAAAAAAAAAAGAAACAAAUUUUGCGUAGCCCUUUCUUGUUGUCUUGGGUAUUUUUUAUUUUUUUUUUAUUUUUUGUAUUCUUUUUUGUGCUACCUUCGUAUUGUUGUUGGAGUUGGGUAUUUUAUCCAUCUUGGUUUAGCCAACAUAGAAGCCAUUAAUAUCUCAGUUUAACUGGCAUAUGAAAUUCAUCUUCUGUUGCAGCAAAUCGUUGCAACCAACAGAGACAUGAGUGCCCAAAUCUUCACUCCUCAUCAAUCUCAGUCUCGUCCCUUUCACUCGA